AUGUGGCUUAUGCUGUCAAUGUCGUAUUGCAUAGUCGCUCUAGUUCUAUCAAAAGAUAUUAGAACACCAAACAGCUACACGUCGAUUUUCAGAGAGGAACAAGUCAUUUUCUCGUCAGUCUUUAACAUAACAAGUAUUCUAGUGCCAGCUGACAGCACCAAGUACAUACCAGCCGACAUUUCCGAUAUUCCAUCUAUUUUCUUUACAAUAUCUGACCCGAGACUAGACGGCGGUAGUUGCAUUUAUGUUCUUGAAGGAUUAGCAGCGUACGAAGUGCUCGAGGGUGGAAGGGAUUCAACAGCUGAUUACGGUUCCAAUAAAACAAUUUAUUUCGGGGCUAAAGACGGCCUCUAUAAAUAUGACGCGGAGAGCUUAUCCGCGAAAAAAUUCGGUCCGUUCAAAGAUGAUAUCCACCAAUUGCAGAAGGGAAACAAUACCGAUGCGAUUUUCAUUCUUAGUUCAGAACGAAAGAUAUAUAAAAUUGAAAAGAAUGGAACAAUUAAAACUCUAAUCCAAUCCAUACUCUGCGCAGUUGAAUUUGUAUUGGAUACAGAUAAUAAUAUCUAUUACAUCUCGUGUGAUGAUCGCAUUCCUCAUAUUGUUAGACAGGAUGGCAGCUAUAUACGCUAUGUAACAACUGCAGGGGAAGAUUUUAAAGAUAUAAAAUUGCUGCGUCCUGCUUUUAUAAUGGAGAAUUGUGUGCCGUUUUUCGCUGACGGUGUGCUAUAUAUCCUUUAUUCCAAUGGAACUAGCGAGAAAAAGGAUUUUUACAUCAGAGAAAGACCUUCGGCGUACAGCGUUGACGCAACAUUGUAUCUUGUAGCUGCCUUGAAUGGUAAAAUUUAUGAAUUCAACGUAAUGGAGGUCUUGCUUAAAUCAAUGUUUGGAGUCGUGUCGCGUUGGCCGAGUGACGUCACUAAGAUCAUCAUGUCGAUCAUAGAAAGCGCUAAGGACAGCGUUUAUAAAGACUGGACAAAUAUUCUAGACCAUUGA
Molecule: messenger RNA, 993 nt
Organism: Parnassius apollo (apollo)
Lineage: Eukaryota; Metazoa; Arthropoda; Insecta; Lepidoptera; Papilionidae
Source: the annotation of a GenBank genome assembly